AUGACGCCAACAGCCCCGGCAUUCGGAGCGCAAAGCAAGAUCACGUGGUGUGUGACCAACUCUUCGAGCGACUUCUCAGGGGACAUAGCCUACGGUUCCGGAGUCGCCUUCGUCCACAUCUGCCAGCGGCCCAGCCAGGCCCAGUACGGCUUGACGGAUCCCAAGAGCUUGGCCGAGUACCUCAACCACGCCAACAUCCGCUUGGUCCGGGCCGAGUACUUGUACAAGCUGCUGAAGUCGAAGCACCUCUUGCCUAGACGCCAAGAAGCCGAGGAGUGGGGCCUGGUGACGCAUGAGGAAGUGAAGGCGUGGGCCGCCGGAACUCGGCGUCGGGGUGCGAUGAUCUGCUCGGUGUCCCACGCUUGGGAGAGUCGGGAGCAUCCGGACCCAUGCGCCCACCAAUUGAAGUGCCUGGUCGACGUCGUGGCUCUCUUCGAUGCAGCCUACUUCUCGGAUAUUUGGCUAUUUUACGAUUAUGUAUCUCUGUUUCAGUUCAAGCGGGAGUCGGACGCAGAAGAAGAGAGCUUUCGACGGUCAAUGCAGGACAUGCACGUCUUGUACGCCCAUGAGUGCACCCGAACUUUCCGCAUAGAAAACCUCACCCCAGACGAUGUCUGGGAAGCGGCGAGCAAGAAUUCUGAGUAUCGAGUGCGAGUGUACGAUGCAAGGAGCGCUGUGGUCCGAGAUCGUCCGCUCAAAGAGCUCGUCGCGAACCGGGUUCCAUACGGAACGCGCGGGUGGUGCAAGGCGGAGGUGGAGUGGUCCUCGACCCGGAGCAGAUCCGAGCGGAACCACCGGAUCGAUGCUCCCGAAAGUAGACAACAUUUUAGAGGCUGGCAAGAAGACAGUGAGCCAGAGCCAGAGUUGCUGGAAAACCAAGAGCCAGAGCGGCUGGGCAAAGUGCCCAUGGCUCCGGAGAUUUUCGAACAAGAGAUGGACUCGGCAGCCUUCACCCAUCGGUCGGAUGCCGAACAGGUGAAGAAGCUGCAGUUUAAGGUUUUCCUCCAGAAAGUGUCCGAGUGCGAAGAGGCGCUCUUCGAACGCCUGCCCGAAGGGCAGCUGGGGCAGCUGGCAAAGGCCCUGCCUUACUUCAAGAAGCUGAGGGUGCUGAGGCUCCGGGACUUUAAGGCAGGCCGAGCAGAGGCUGGGGAGUUCGCGAAGGUGCUGACAUCGAACCAAACGAUUCGCGAGCUCGAGAUACAUGGCCCGAGGUUUGGCUUUGAGCAUGAAUUUGGUUUUCGACGAGAGGCGAUCGCCGCAGCUUUGAAGACCAACUCCACCCUCAUCAGCAUCAGCCUCGAAAGCAACCGCAUCGGUGUGGAGGGUUGCAAGGCGAUCUGCGAAGCGUUGAAGACGAACUCGACGCUCACCAGCAUCAAACUCGCACACAACAACAUCGGCGAUGAGGGUGCGCAGGCGAUUAGUGAAGUACUGAAGACGAACUCCACCCUCGCCAGCAUCAAACUCGCACACAACAACAUCGGCGAUGAGGGUGCGGAGGCGAUUAGCGAAGCUGUGAAGACCAACUGCACACUCACCAGCGUCGACCUCGAAAGCAACCGCAUCGGCGGCGUGAAGGGUGACAAGGCGAUCUGCGAAGCGUUGAAGUGCAACUCCACGCUCACCAGCAUCAACCUCAAAGGCAACCGCAUCGGCAAGGGGGCUGUCAAGGCGAUCUGCGAAGUGCUGAAGACCAACUCAGCCCUCACCAGCAUCAACCUCGCAGCCUGCUACAUUCGCGAUGAGGGUGCGGAGGCGAUCUGCGAAGCGCUGAAGAGCAACUCCACGCUCAUCAGCAUCAACCUCGAACACAACGACAUCAGCCAGCAGGUGCUUGCGGAGGUGCGGAGGAGGCGCCCACUCGUGGAUGUUUGGUCGGCCGAGGCUCCAGAAGCUGCGAAGGCUUGGACGGGGCGAGUGCGCAUAGAGGCCCUCGCAAAGCAAUUGAACGUACACUGCAACCCCACCAAGUUGAGCUUCGAGCGGUGUGCUCUCGACGUCGAAAGGGUGGAGGCGAUCUGCGAAGCGUUGAAGACCAACUCCAAGCUCACCAGCAUCAACCUCACAUGGUGCUUCAUCGGCGAUGAGGGUGCGCAGGCGAUCUGCGAAGCAUUGAAGACCAACUCGACGCUCACCAGCAUCAACCUCAAAAGCAACCGCAUCGGCGCUGAGGGUGGGAAGGCGCUUGCCGAGGCUCUAAUGCGACACAACCGUUUGGAAAUUGAGCUCUACGGAAACAAGAUCCCCGCCGAGUGCGGGGAGGCCCUCUCGGAAGCCACCGGGGGAAGGCCCGGCGGG
This is a messenger RNA of Symbiodinium necroappetens, 2298 nucleotides long. The record is from the annotation of a GenBank genome assembly. Lineage: Eukaryota; Dinophyceae; Suessiales; Symbiodiniaceae.